CCAGAAACUUUGGUCUCUCUUUGUAUCACUCCCCAGAGAGAGAGAGAGAGAGAGAGAGAGAGAGAGAGAGGAAUGGGAAAAAUGGCGGCGUUGGGAGCAAGAGGGGGCGGACUGGUGCUGCCAAAGCCGGUGACUUUCGUGACUGGAAACGCCAAGAAGCUCGAAGAAGUGCGCGCCAUCUUGGGCAACUCCAUACCCUUCAACUCCCUCAAGCUCGACUUACCGGAAUUGCAAGGGGAGCCUGAGGACAUCUCCAAAGAGAAGGCUAGGUUGGCUGCCCUUCAGGUUAAUGGUCCUGUGCUUGUGGAAGACACUUGCCUCUGCUUCAAUGCCCUCAAGGGUCUUCCUGGGCCUUACAUCAAGUGGUUCCUGCAGAAGAUUGGACAUGAAGGACUCAACAAUAUGUUGAUGGCUUAUGAGGAUAAAUCUGCUUAUGCUUUGUGUGCUUUUUCUUUCGCCAUUGGGCCUGAUGCUGAGCCUAUUGCAUUUCUGGGUAAAACUCCGGGGAAAAUAGUUCCUGCAAGGGGACCAAAUGAUUUUGGAUGGGAUCCAAUUUUUCAACCUGAUGGUUAUGAGCAAACCUAUGCCGAGAUGUCAAAGGAAGAAAAGAACAAGAUUUCUCAUCGCUACAGAGCUCUUGCACUAGUGAAGUCUCACUUUGCUGAAGCUGCAUAUACUUUUGAGACCAACUAGUCUACCUAGGACUGAGUUUCUUCAUCAUGUUGCCUCUGCAUAGGCUUCCAUAGUAUGCAACCUUUUCCUGUCAUUAGCAAUUCUUCCAGUCUUGUUUGAUGGUCUACAAAAGCUAGAGGCAAAGUGGAAGUUACAGUUCAAACCAUUUAGUAUCUGUGCUCAUGCGAAAAUGAGAGGUUAGUGGAGAAAUACUGAAAUAGCUUUCUUGCCUGUGUUUUGAGCUACAUGUUAUAAACUAUUAAACUUUUCGACUGCUAUGCUCAAUUCAGAGAAAAGUAUUAUGAACUAUAAAGGUAUGAACUGUUCAAAUAGUUAUGGAAACCGUUCUCUAACUCCAUUAGUGUCACUCUUUACUAGUUUUAUUUUUACCC
Fragaria vesca subsp. vesca is the source of this 1064-nucleotide messenger RNA. Its product is annotated as inosine triphosphate pyrophosphatase-like. The record is from RefSeq and is a predicted model, not a curated record. The coding region runs from base 73 to 693 and encodes 206 amino acids. Lineage: Eukaryota; Viridiplantae; Streptophyta; Magnoliopsida; Rosales; Rosaceae. Gene Ontology annotation, molecular function: nucleoside triphosphate diphosphatase activity. Gene Ontology annotation, cellular component: cytoplasm. The transcript has 7 exons. Gene Ontology annotation, biological process: nucleoside triphosphate catabolic process.